This is a messenger RNA of Phytophthora infestans T30-4, 3186 nucleotides long. RefSeq names its product phosphatidylinositol kinase (PIK-G3). The coding region runs from base 1 to 3186 and encodes 1061 amino acids. Gene Ontology annotation, molecular function: 1-phosphatidylinositol 4-kinase activity. NCBI's taxonomy places the organism in Eukaryota, Oomycota, Peronosporomycetes, Peronosporales, Peronosporaceae. The transcript has a single exon. Gene Ontology annotation, cellular component: membrane; cytoplasm. Gene Ontology annotation, biological process: phosphatidylinositol phosphate biosynthetic process; phosphatidylinositol-mediated signaling. The record is from RefSeq and is a predicted model, not a curated record.
AUGAAGGAGCCUCCCGCUGUGGACGUGGACGCGCUGCUUCCUGAGACUCCAGUAGGCGCCAUCGCUACGCUCACGUCUGCACGUGACAAGGCUCAGGCCCUCGCACGUGCUCAGCAUCCACCUCGACUCUUUGGCGGGUAUCUCCGUAAGCGCUACUCAAGCAGCAUGUACAUGGGUUCGUGGCGCUUCUGUGUGCUCCAGGGUGCGCGUCUACGCUGGUACCGCAGCAAGGAAUGCGCCGAGACGGACACACAAUUGCGUGGAGAGGUUUGGGUGCAGAGCAUUGAGUCCUGGGACGGUCGCACCGCGCUCGGCACGUACCCGCACGCCUUUGCAGUGCGUACAACGUCCAAGAAAUUGUUGCUUUGCACGGCCGAGACGCAGCAAGAUCGCGAUCGGUGGCUACAGCAUUUAGAACGAGCUCUACAGCGCUCCAAGAACACAGCAGAGCUGUUAGCGGCCGUCAGCAGCGACGAUGGGGGACGACGGAUCGUCCCUGGAGACAUGAGACCACCUCCCACGCCCUGUGCUUUCCAGGAGCGACCCGCAGCGGGCUCCGACGCUACGUCCAUUCGGUCAGCGCCGUCGGAUUUAACGUACGGACAGUCGCUUGCUCUGGGAGAUGCUGGAUGCGCCGAGUGUUUCGUACGUUUCCGGCCACUCAUGACGCGUCGCGUGCUCUGUGGCUCGUGCGCGCGCGCCUUCUGUGCGCGUCACUGUAACCACGGCAUUCGUCUGCAACAUCUUGGACUUCGGGCGGCAAGACGCUGCUGCGACCACUGUACUCAAAGACAGGAGUUCAUAAGCUACUUACGCUCGUCCAAGCGGUUCCUGGGACCUCUGGCGAGUCGUGGCAUCUCGAUGGACGCUCUGGUGGCUCGUACUGACGCUAGGAACCAGACAGGGGACAUGUUUGCUCGGACACUGCACAAACUUCGACAUGGAUCCAUGACACUCAACAAAACCAUCAAAAUUUUGUACCAAACGAGGAAGAAGCCGCAUCUGUUCCGUGUGGCGUGUGAACGCCUGCCAUUCUACACUGAAACGUGUGUGGACCGUGUCGAGAACUUGUGGUACCAACUGUUACAUCUCGUCCAGUGCUUAGAUGCUGAGCCAGCGCCUCGUUGUUCGGCUCAGCUGUUCUAUCUGCAGCGAUACAUCCGUGCAAUCUGUCGUCGCUGUCCUCGAAUUGCACUGCAGACGAUUUGGCACGUCCAGGCGUCCGUGGGGGACGGAAACUACCACAAUCUACACCCACACACGCUGUUAUCGCUGCUGGGCUUCAUCUAUCCGAACACGACCCUGCCAGAGAGCUCGAGGAUGUUCAGUAUCUGGAAGGAUCUGGUGUUUGCGGACUGCCCCGAGCAUCAGCUGGCUCAGAUCCUUGCGGACCUACGGGAAAUCAACGCACACAUGGAGAAGUUGAUCUCGCUGGAGCCGGAUUCGAUGAAUGAGCGAUGGCUGAACGCCAGAACGUUGCCCCAAUUCGAGAACUGUGCUGCAGAGCUUGCCGCGUCGGGGAUUGAGCUGUGUGAGUUCCAGUCCAGUAUUCUGUACGACUCGUUGGAUGUUGAUAGUAGCAAUCUGUCGGAUGAGCCUGUAGGAACGGGGAUCGAGUCGCUGGUACUGGAACAAGUGAGUUUUGUGCAGUCGCUAGCAGCUAUAAGUGAACGUCUGCGUCAUAUUCAACCUGUUUCGGACCGUGGGAAGUAUUUAGCGGGGGAAUUGGAGACGCUGAACAACUCACUUCAAUCCUCGGCGCUUUACCCGCUGAGUGCGGCGUCCGACGAGCUGUACCAAGUGGUGCGGAUCCCACCGACCGAAGGCAAGGUCUUCUCCACUAAAAUGCGUGCUCCUACUUUAAUUUUCGUCGAGACUGUUCCAGUACAGAGCGGUGGAGCGAUUGGUCUUGAUGACACUGACACGGAACGUCUCCGUCCUUUCGUAUUCAGCUCUCACCCUCGCAAUUCAACCUUCUUCGAGUCUGCUGUGCUGGAUGAAAUCGAAGCUUCUGCAGUGUCUUCGAGUGGAGAGACAAUGUUGUCGCCUUACAGCAGCUCCACGCUUGCUACACCUACGCCGACUAGCAAUGUUGUGGCUUGUCCAGAUGACGGAGCUGCAAGUGGCGCUGGAUCGGAGGGCUUGUUGGAUCGGCACACGAAUGGACGAGAUGCAGCAGCACCAGCUACUGGCAGACGCCACACAGGCAUCAUACCUCACUUACCCCAGCCAAGUCGUGGUAGCAAGAUGGGUGCAGGAGCUCGUGCUGGACGUCUAGGCAUUGAGAACUUUGUGUAUGACAGCAAGAUAUUUGGUGAGAGCUGGGAGGAGCGCAAAGCGCGCAUUCGGAGUGAGUCACCGAUGGGGGAACUGCCUGGAUGGGACCUAUUCUCCGUGAUUGUCAAGACCAACGACGACUUGAGGCAAGAAGUGUUCACCAUGCAGCUCAUCCACAAACUCAAGUCCAUUUUCGAGUUCGAAGCACCGCAGUUGUGGCUCCGAACCUACCGGAUUGUCGCCACUGGCGCCAAUAUUGGUUUACUGGAGACAAUUACAGAUGCCUGCUCGCUGGAUUACCUCAAAAAGACAUUUCCAGGAGGAAAUCUGUCCGAGUACUUCCGCAGCGUGUACGGUGGUGACCCGUCCAACUCGGAUUUCAUCGCUGCGCAGCGUCGAUUCAUCGAGAGUUUGGCUGCGUACUCCAUCGUGAGCUACGUUCUACUGCUUAAGGAUCGUCACAACGGCAACAUCUUGCUCAGCUCCGAGGGUCGCGUGAUUCACAUCGACUUCGGCUUCAUUCUGGGCAUCGCUCCUGGCGGAAUGUUCAGUAUCGAGGACGCUCCGUUUAAGCUGACAAAAGAGAUGGUUGACGUCAUGGGAGGCCUGGGAUCACAUGGCUACAAGCAUUUCCGCAACUGCUUGUGUGAGGGCUUUGUGGUGCUUCAGAAAUACCACUCGGAGAUCGCUGCCCUGCUACAAACAACAGGUCAGCAUUCCCCGUUCCCUUGUUUCCACGGCGCGAAGCUAGCGCGUGUUAUUGCCAGUUUGCGCACGCGUUUGUGCGUCGGUCUCUCACGACGAGAAAUCCGUCGCCGCGUAGACCAUUUGAUACGUAAAAGCUACAACGCCUGGGGAACGCGACAAUACGACUCGUUCCAAUUGCGCAGCAACAACAUUCAUCCGUAG